AUGACAAGUUCUUCAUGGUGAACCUUGGAGAUGAUCAGCAUUUAUGUUGCAAUAUACAGACUCUGGAAACAUAUAAAUACCACUCAUGCGUCAGACAUGCCGUCCUGGAAUUAAUAAGUGGAGGAUCUAAGGAAGGGUUCACUCAACUACAUUCCAAAUAUGAUUACCUGAAAACGUUCAUACCUAUACCGGAAGAUCCCAAUUUUAAAUUAAUCAAAGUAUUCGACAUCGAAGGAAAUCCUGUAGAAGAGAAAACAGAAUAUCAACUAGAAAUGUACGAUCAGGACAUGGAUAUCCUGAACUUUUAUGAUGGUAAACUUUAUGGAACGGCUCAUGAUAACCAAGUGGAAGUCCUAGUUGUGAAGUUCUCCAUAGUAGAUGAUAUACAUUACCUUAUGUAUAAAAACAAAUAUCUACAUGUAGCGGAUGGAAGUGAUGAAAUAAGUCUCACUGAUCGACUUCCGACUAAACAGCAAAGAUUAUUGUUUAUCCCCACGGAGGAUAACACAUUCCUAAUUUUCAAAUGGACUUCGCCAGUAUAUCUUACCUUUGAAACGCUCACGAAUAGGUAUAGUGCUGUCAGGUUUGAGGAGGAAGGAUUCAUAAGGCUAAGUGGUGAUCUUCUACACCUAUUCUUGAAACGAGUUUAGACGUACCCCUUGGAGACACAUUUUGAAUUAAAAGUCGAAAAUAAAUCGUCAUAUGGCUGCC
Umbelopsis ramanniana AG is the source of this 711-nucleotide messenger RNA. RefSeq lists its product as uncharacterized. NCBI's taxonomy places the organism in Eukaryota, Fungi, Mucoromycota, Umbelopsidomycetes, Umbelopsidales, Umbelopsidaceae. The transcript has a single exon. Bases 15 to 650 code for a protein of 211 amino acids. The record is from RefSeq and is a predicted model, not a curated record.